UUUUAACUUUUUAUUAUUUUUUUUCUCAUAUUUUUUUUUGUUUCACUUAUAAAAUUAAUAGUAAAAGAUCACAAUGGAGAGUAUUUUUUCAUUCCUUAAUUCGAGAUUCCUCAAUAUUUUGCUGUCCAAAAAAAAAAAUUUACAGCAAUGGGUGAAAGACCACCGUAAAGUUCAUCAAGUCAACUUCACUCACCACCACCACCACACGAUCCAAAGACUUGCCUUAGCUUCUGCUUCAGAAACCCAGAGAGUACUUUGCAAACUGCUAACCCUUCCCUCUUCCAUCGUCUUUCUUUCUUUGUUCUGAAUUCUGAUCCCAUCUGAUCUGCUGCACUUGAAAUCCACCCAUCAUGGCUGAAAAACUCUAUGGUGGAGCUUACCUCUCUCCCCUUGUUGAUGCUGUUUUGGACAACACGAUUUCAAUACUUGAAGAAGACGACUCUUUCCUCGAAAGGAACAACUUGCUUGAAAGGUUGCAGACUUGUCUGUAUGAUGUUGGACCUGUUCUUGAUGAUGCUGAGCUGAAACAGUUCACUAACAAGAGAGUCAAGAAGUGGCUUGUUGAUCUCCAAGAUGCUCUCUAUAUAGCCGAUGACUUGCUCGAUGAGAUCUCCACUAUAGCCGCCAUCGAUGUCACUCAAAGGGAUCCAGGUAACUCUUCUUCCUGCUCUCGUCUUGUUGAUUGGUAUAUUCAAGAUAAUGGCGACAUGGAAAAAAUAGUUGGCAAACUAGAGUCUGUUGUAAGACGCAAACAUUAUCUUGGUCUGGAGAAGAGUGCCAAGGUGGACAUGUCAUGGAGAAUUCCAUCCACAUCUCUCCUUGAACCAUCCGAGAUAUGUGGCCGUAAAGAAGACAAGGAGGCCAUACUGAAACUGUUGUUGGAUGAUGAUGAUGCUGCUGAUUUAUCUGUUAUUCCCAUUGUCGGCAUGGGCGGAAUAGGAAAGACCACUUUGGCCCAAUUGGUUUACCAUGAUGACAAAGUGGAGAAGAAUUUCAAUUUUCAAGCUUGGGUAUGUGUGUCAGAAGAGUUUGAUAUUGUCAAGGUCACCAAGACUAUAAUCGAGGCAAUAACUUCGAGUUCUUGUAAUCUGACAGAUUUGAAUUUACUUCAACAUGAUUUAAAGCAAAUGUUGUCAAGGGAAAAGUUCUUUGUUGUCUUGGACGAUGCAUGGAAUGAAAAUUAUGAUGAUUGGAAUACACUUCUAAAACCUUUUCAGAAAGGGGUUAAGGGAAGUAAAAUUCUCAUAACUACUAGAAGUAAAAGAGUGGCCUCUGUAGUGCAAACUGUUUUACCUCAUGAACUAAGUCCAUUGUCUGAUGAUGAUUGUUGGUUGGUGUUUUCAAAACAUGCACGUCUUUCAACUGUUUCUGUGGAGAAUCCAACCCUGGAAAAAAUUGGUAGAGAUAUCGUAAAGAAGUGUGAUGGAUUGCCCUUGGCAGCUCAAGCCCUUGGAGGCUUAUUACGUGGAAAUUCAGAUGUCAGGUAUUGGAAUCAUUUGUUGAAGAGUGAGAUCUGGGAACUUUCAGAUGAAAAGAUAAAGGUUGUUCCAGCAUUAAGAAUCAGUUAUUAUUAUCUUCCUUCAUACUUGAAGGAGUGCUUUGUUUAUUGUUCCUUGUAUCCCAAGGACUAUGAAUUUGAAAAAAAUGAACUGAUCUUGUUAUGGAUGGCGGAAAAUUUUUUACAACCAGUAGGAAAAAAGACUUUAGAAGAAGUUGGUGGUGAAUAUUUUGAUGAAUUAAUUGCAAGAUCAUUUUUCCAACCUCAUAAUACUCUGGAAAAGGUUUUUGUAAUGCAUGAUCUCAUACAUGAUUUGGCUAUGAUUUUUGCUGGAGGAUUCUAUUUUAGAGCUGAAGAACUUGAGCAUGCAGUUGAGGUUGAUAUUAAAACUCGUCGUUUAUCACAUAAUGCCAAAGGCAAUUAUCCAAUGUCAAAAUUUUUCGGAGUAUGUGAUAGAGUAAGACAUACGAGGACAUUUCUUGAAGUCAAUUUGGAGUCAUGGAUCCCAUUUAACAUGGAAAAUGCACCUUGUAUCAUGUUGUCACAGUUGAAGUACAUGAGAGCUUUGUCGUUCAAAAGCUUUCCUCUUGAGUCAGUGCCUGAUUCAAUAUGUGAGUUGAUUCAUUUGCGUUAUUUGGAUCUCUCUGAGACCUACAUUGUGUCACUACCGGGGUCUUUUGGUAGUCUGUACAAUUUGCAGACCUUGAAGCUAUUUCGUUGUAAAAAACUGAAAAUGCUUCCGGUUGGCAUGAAAGAUCUUGUAAAUUUGCGCCAUCUUGAUAUUAGAAAGACUUGUCUGUCUGAGAUGCCGGAAGGCAUGAGCAAAUUGAAAAGUUUGCAGUUUUUAAGCGACUAUGUUGUUGGGAAGUGUGAAGAGAACAAGAUCACAGAAUUGGGAGGACUUGCAAAUCUACAGCAAUGUAUUUCCAUUGCCAAAUUGGAGAAUGUGGUCAACGGCAGUGAAGCUUCGAUGGCAAGAAUGUUUGAUAAGGAUGGCAUUAGCUCUUUGCUCUUGAGGUGGUCAUUGGAUAAAGAUGAGAAUACAGCUGAUUCCCAAAUAGAAAGAGAGAUACUUAACAAGUUACAACCUCAUAGUAAUUUGAAAGGACUAGAAAUCGUGGGUUAUAGGGGUACAACAUUUCCAGAUUGGUUGGGACAUUCUUCCUACCACAACAUCACCAAAAUAACAUUGCUUAGUUGUAGGAAUUGUCGAAUGCUUCCUUCACUUGGGCAGUUGCCCUUUUUGAAGAACCUAUACAUUUCAGAGUUUGACAGUGUGGGGAUUGUGGAUGCUGAGUUUUACUUUAACCAGAAUGCUGAAUCUUGUUUGGAGACACCACCAUUCCCAAUGCUUGAAACUCUUUGGUUUCAAUCAAUGCCUCACUGGAAGGAAUGGCGUUUAUUGGAGUUCAAUGCAUUUCCUCGACUUAGGGAGCUUACCAUAAGGGAGUGUCCCAUGUUGAGAGGAGAUUUGCCGAAUCAUCUACCAUCUUUGCAAUCACUUACUAUUUUCAAUUGCGAGCAGCUCAGUUGUUGCCUUCCAAGUGCUCCUGCAGUUAGCACUUUAUACAUUGAUGGUGGUAAUAAAGUGAGAAUUCGGGAGCUACCUCCUUCACUGUGUCGUCUAUCAAUUGAAGGAAACCAUCAAGUGGAGUCCGUGGUGGAUGUCAUUACGCACACGAAACUGAUUUACCUCACGUCUUUAUCCAUCUCAUGUUGUUCCUCCCACAUUUGGGUUCCAGUGACUGCUAUCCCCCCAUCACUGCAACAGUUGGCGAUAGUGGAUUGCAGAGAAUUAGAAUUCCAAAUGGAUGGCCAACACCACUCACUUCAGGAACUAUACAUACGUAGCAGCUGUGAUUCACAUAAAUCAUUCUCGUUGUUGGAUGCAUUUCCAAAUCUCAAGGAUGUUUAUAUUAUGGAGUGUGAAAAGAUGGAGUCUAUUGUGGUGUCAGGCUCACUUUCAAGUCUCCGUUCUUUAUUCAUCAAGAAUUGUAGGAGUUUGAAAUCCAUAUGGACGAUAUGGAUGGCAACACCUCAGCUAGAUGAACUCGGAAUAUUGGGUUGCACAGAGAUGGAUUUGUAUGCUACAGGAGAUACACACUGUAGCUUGAGAUCUCUUGCCAUCAGCUACUGCCAGAAACUGGUGAGCUCUGCACCAUUCACGAAUUCCCAAUUUCAUGGGCUUACAGAUCUUUGGAUUUCUGGUGAACAUGAUGAGAGUGUGAAGUGCAUCCCAAAGGAAGGUUGGUUGCCUGCCUCCCUUGAGUCUCUCACACUGUUUCGCAUGAAAAAUGUGGAGACGUUGGAAUGCAAGGGACUUGCCCACCUCACCUCCCUCCAACGUUUAACUAUUAAUGAAUGUCCCAUGUUGGAGAAUAUGGACGGUGAAAAGCUGCCUUCCUCUCUAAUAAAACUAAGCAUCUGUGAAAGCCCUUUGCUGGGCAAUCGAUGUGAGAAGAAGGAUCCACAGCUUUGGCCCAAAAUCUCCCACAUCCGCGCCAUUAAAGUUGAUAGCAGAUGGAUUUGGUAAUCCAACAACUUCAACAGAUUAUCCAUCGACCCAACAACACAACUUCUCCACCUAUGCUUUCUCGCUGCAUGAACAAUAUUCAAUCAUUGCAAUACACAGGGCUGAAUGCUGAGAAAUAAGACAGGAACAGUGAGAGUGAAACUUUCUUCCAGAAAGCAAUUCAGCAACAAGGGAGAGCAGCAAUCAUGGACACAAUGCAAGAGAUUCAAGAGAGGCAUGACAAUUUGAAAUUAUCAAAUGAUUUCACUUUAACUAAGAACAAGUAACAAGUUGACAACUUAGUAUAAACAUAUCAGUAUGACAAAUUAAAGAUCAAAAACAUGAUCUUGUGCGUAAAAAUCUUUUCCAUGGAAGCCAACAAGAGAUAACUUCUGCAGCUACGAUUUUGCUUUUGAAUUUUGAUGCAUGAAGAAUAUUCCAUCGUUGUAAUACUCAGUGGGUAAUUCUGAGAAACAAGACAAGGAUAAUAAGGUUCUUGAAGAAGAUCAUAGUCCCUGCCAAAAAUAGAAAACUUCCAAAGAAAAUGGAAUUCUCACCUUGAUUGCUUUCAUAUAAGUGGUGGUUAAGAAACCUGAUGGCAAAAGUGGAGAGAGUGAAACUUUCUUGCAGAAAGCAAUUCAACAACAAUCCAUGAUAUUCAAGAGAGCUUAGAGAGGCAUGACAGUUAUUGAUAUAGAGAGGAGCCUCAAUGAGCUUCAUCAUGUGUUCUUGGAUAUGGCUCUUUUGGUCCAAUCACAAGGGGAUCAAUUAGUUGCAUAGAGAGCCACGUGGCAAUAAUGAUCAUUACCAUAUUGAUUACAGUCCUCCUUAUUGUUCUAAGAACUGAUUACACUCUCUCUCUCUCUCCAUUAGUUGACAGCAGCUCCUUGUUAUUGGAGUUUAAUUCAUCAUUAGUCACUCUAAUACCAUGACAUUAUUUUUCCUCCCUACAUAGUCCUUUUUGGAAGAUUAAUGUUGGAGGAAUGAGAUUAAUUGUUUUUCACCCUUAAGUGUUUAUGGUCUAAGA
Messenger RNA from Arachis ipaensis, 5037 nucleotides. NCBI's taxonomy places the organism in Eukaryota, Viridiplantae, Streptophyta, Magnoliopsida, Fabales, Fabaceae. The record is from RefSeq and is a predicted model, not a curated record.